AUGUCAGACGAGGGAAGGAAGAGCAGACUCUCGGCCAGACCAGAUGAAAGAGCAGAAAAGAGGCAGAGCAGAAGCUUCACAGAGCAGAACACGCACACACGUACACGAAAGCAAAAAACAGAAGGAGAGAAAAAGAAAAAUCAUGCAAGUUAUGGCAGAAGCAGACUAAAACACAAAAAAAAGAGAGAGGAGAAGAGCAAAAAUGCAGCCAUGCAAAGACACACACUCACACAAACACAGAGAAAAAGCACCACACUUUUCGGCCGAAAAGGAGGAAGGCAGAAAAGAGGAGAAACACAGGAGCAGACGCAGAAGAAAAAAGAAGAAGAAGAGAAGCUUUCAGCCAUGCACAGCAAAGAACAGAGGCUGAGAGAAAGAAGCAGAACAGGAAGAGAAGAGAGGAGACGGACAGAGACAGAGGAACGAGUGUUUUCUGAAAAGAAAGCAAAGACUAAUAGAAAGAAGAAACGAAGAAAGGAGAAGGAGAGGCGACGGGAAACUGAACAUGAAAACAGAGACAGCCAGAAAGAGGAAACCGAAAUCAGAGGGGAAGAUUUCUGGAAAGACAAAGAGGAGAGAAUAGAGGCUGAGAUCAGAUGUAGAAGUUGGCUUAAAAAAAGGGAGAAAGGACCUGCGUUUUUUCAGAGAGCGAAGGAAGGAGACACGCUACCCAGGUUCUUUAAUCUGCUUGCUUCUAAAUUUGGAAUGCUCUAUGUUUGA
Molecule: messenger RNA, 720 nt
Organism: Prosopis cineraria
Lineage: Eukaryota; Viridiplantae; Streptophyta; Magnoliopsida; Fabales; Fabaceae
Product: vicilin-like seed storage protein At2g18540
Exons: 2
Coding region: 1-720 (239 amino acids)
Source: RefSeq, a predicted model, not a curated record